Aspergillus puulaauensis is the source of this 1200-nucleotide messenger RNA. RefSeq names its product putative aminotransferase. The record is from RefSeq and is a predicted model, not a curated record. NCBI's taxonomy places the organism in Eukaryota, Fungi, Ascomycota, Eurotiomycetes, Eurotiales, Aspergillaceae. The transcript has 3 exons. Gene Ontology annotation, molecular function: pyridoxal phosphate binding; catalytic activity. Bases 1 to 1200 code for a protein of 399 amino acids. Gene Ontology annotation, biological process: biosynthetic process.
AUGGUCAAGAUUGCCGAGUUCGCUGUCGAGCGGUGGAUGGACGACCACGAGAAUGAUGCCAAAUAUAACCUCGCCGAGACAUGUUGUGCAUCGAUUUCUCUCGAUGAUCUCGUCGGUUUCUCCGGGAAGCCAGGCAACAUCCUAGACUUUUCUCAAAAAUUGGUCUAUGGUGCGAUUCGUGGCUCAAACGCUCUACGGACCAACAUUGCGAAUUUGUACUCCGACAGCACUAGCGAAGCGUUGACAGCUGAGAAUAUCCUUGUCACGAACGGUGCUAUCCAGGCGAACUUUUUGAGUCUGUAUACCAAUGUUGGACCGGGUGAUCAUGUUAUCUGCCAUUACCCGACAUAUCAGCAGCUGUAUUCAGUUCCCGAGUCGUUCGGCGCUGAAGUUAGUCUGUGGAAGGCAAAGGAAAAUGAGAACUGGCGUGUGGAUCUGGCUGAACUCAAGGGACUGAUCCGGCCAAAUACCAAGGUUAUCAUUAUCAAUAACCCGCAGAAUCCAACUGGUGCCGUCCUAAACAAGGACAUGCUGCAAUCUAUUGUCGAUAUUGCACGCCAGCACGGAAUCACUAUCCACAGCGACGAGGUAUACCGACCUCUAUUCCACUCCCUAGACGGCGACGACCAACACCCGCCAUCGAUCAUGUCUUUCGGAUACGACAAGGUCAUUGUUACCGGCUCAAUGUCAAAGACAUUCAGUCUAGCCGGAAUCCGCAUUGGCUGGAUUGCGUCUAGAAGCCCCGAGAUCAUCGAACAAUGUGCAUCUACUAGAGACUACACUACGAUCUCAGUGAGCCAGGUCGAUGACCAGAUUGCGACUGCGGCACUUAGCACUCCCACGGUCAAUAACCUGCUUCAGCGGAAUAUAGACCUCGCGAGAAGGAACUUGGCGGAUGUUGAUUCCUUUGUGCGAGAGUUUGAAUGGGCGGUUAGAUGGACACAACCCCGUGCUGGAACAACUGCGUUCAUGCAAUUCGUUGAUCGAGCUGGGAGACCGAUCGAUGAUGUCGAGUUUUGUAAACGCCUGCAGGCAAAGACCGGCGUUAUGAUUGUGCCUGGUAGUCAGUGCUUUGGUGAUGGGAGCGACUUCAAGGGGUUUGUCCGCAUGGGAUAUGUUCAAGAGCAUCAGGUGGUAGUAGAUGGACUGCAGGCAUUGCGGAAAUUCAUGCGAGACGAUUAUGAACAAUUAGUAGGGUAG